Messenger RNA from Solanum verrucosum, 1500 nucleotides. RefSeq names its product RNA-binding protein 2. NCBI's taxonomy places the organism in Eukaryota, Viridiplantae, Streptophyta, Magnoliopsida, Solanales, Solanaceae. Bases 126 to 932 code for a protein of 268 amino acids. Gene Ontology annotation, molecular function: mRNA binding. The transcript is spliced from 6 exons. The record is from RefSeq and is a predicted model, not a curated record.
UUGGUUUCGCAAAUCAAAAUCCUCAAAGAUUCCUACUUAAUUCCUUUAUCCCUCUCUGUUUUUUACCAAUUUUGUUUCAUUUUUGGGUUGUGAAUUGUUGUAGUAAGUGUAGAGAAGAAGAAAAGAUGGGGGAUGCUUAUUGGAAUCGUCAACCGCAGCUUCCUCAAUCUGCUGGAUUGCUCAAACGACCUCGCACUGAAUAUGUACCAGAUUAUCCACAAUCUGGGAUGCCAUCAGCUCAUGAAGUGCAUCAUUACUUAGGAAGGAAUGAUGAUCGUGAAGGACCUCGAGUAGUGGACACACAAUCAAUCGGAUCAGCAUAUGAUCGUGGUGUACCUCAAGUAGUGGACACAGAGUCAAUCGGAUCAGCAUAUGAUCGUUAUCUCCAAAGUUCGCAACUUUCUUCUCUUCCAGUCGGAGAAGCUAAUAACAACUACAAGGGGGUUGGAUUAGUUAGAGCAGGUGGUGGUGGUGGUAUACCUGCCCUUCCUGUUCGUGAUCCGCUUCCAUCAGCUCGUGGGCCAGAGCUAGCACCAAAUGGAAGAGCUAUGGUAUUUAGUGGCCAACUGCCAGUCGAACCUAUGCCGAGGCCUCGUGAAACACUAUCUCUUCCUCCUGAUGCUUCUAACACCCUCUACAUAGAGGGACUUCCGUCAGACAGCUCCAGGAGAGAAGUAGCCCACAUUUUUCGUCCCUUUGUGGGCUACAAAGAAGUCAGACUUGUUAGAAAGGAAUCAAAACAUCGUGGUGGAGAUCCUAUUAUCCUUUGCUUUGUGGAUUUCGUAGAUCCAGCGUGUGCAGCUACUGCUUUAAGUGCAUUGCAAGGUUACAAAAUGGAUGAACAUGACCAUGAUUCUGCUUACUUGAGGUUGCAGUUCUCAAAGUUUCCAGGUCCGAGGUCUGGUGGCUCGGGAAGUCGUGGGAAGCGAUAAAUAACAUCCACCAGCUUCUUAUUUACAUAUUGCUCUGUCUGAAUUUACUUAUGUAGUAUGUAGUGUUUCUGGAAUGUGCAAUUCACAAUUGGCUCAACAGUUGGCGCUAGCCAUGGCUACAGUAACAUGCUGGCUGUUGGUUUUUGAAGCGGGAAUUUUCCGCUUCAACAGACCUUUAAAGCCAGUGAAACUUUGUUUCUGAGAUGGUACAACUUGAUAGGCAGAUGCAGGUUGUCGUACUAGACUUCUAGUUGUCUGAAGAAAUGUUUCUAAUUUUAUUUUAGACAGUGGAAUUUUUGUAAGUAAUAUGGAACUAAGUGUGGGAAAUGGGAUAGUUUGGGUUGAUUCAAGUGAGUUGAAUCAAUAGAUUGGUUAUUUCCGUCUUCUGCACAAGUUGAAGCUAAAAUGGGUGGGAGUCUAACGAGCCUGUUUGGAUGGCUUGUUUCAAGUGGUUUUACGUCAAAAUAGGUUUUAAGCAUUUUUGGAGUGUUUGUAUAAAUUAAAAAUGUGCUUAUGACCACUUGUUAUUAAGCCCAAAAGACAAUAAUAUGCAAAAAGUUAUAUGUUA